AUGGAGGGAGGCCAGAGGAUGAAGCAGCCGCAGCAGCAGCAGCAGCAGCAGGCUUCAGGCACAGUGCUUGUGUGGAUUUUCAAGUUUAAGCCGGAAGAGUUUAGCAGCACUAGCCGUCUGGGCUGUUUGGACUGUCCUGCUGCUGCCCUCGUCAUAACAGAGCCCAGCAGGUCUCACCGGGUCAGUGGCCACAGCGUCCGCAGGGAAGCUCUGCCCUUGAAAGUUCCCGGCCUGCGGAGCCUCCCGCACCGACCCUUUGGCCAGUACUCUUGGGCAGGACGCAUCAGGCAUUUCCUGACCCAAGAGAGGAGGCAGGGUCACUCGGCAGAACAGUGCUUGUCACCUGGGCUCGGCCUCCACAGGUGCCACGGCCAGCCCUCAGCCCCAGCCCUAGUUCCAGCCCCAGCCCCCAGCCCCAGCCCUAGUUCCAGCCCCAGCCCUAGUUCCAGCCCCAACCCCAGCUCUGGCCUCGGCUCCCUGCCUGGAGGAGGAGGUGGUGGUGGAGGAGGGGGGAAUAGGAUGGGCUUCUUCAGGAGAAGUAUACAGAAAAACAUGGUGUAUACCUGUCACCGGGAGAAGAGUUGCAUCAUCAACAAGGUCACGCGCAACCGCUGCCAGACUGGCCGGUUGCAAAAGUGCUUCGAAGUGGGCAUGUCCAAAGAGUCGGUGCGGAAUGACCGGAAUAAGAAGAAGAAGGAGGAGAAGAAGCCGGAGUGCUCGGAGAGUUACGUGCUGAGCCCCGACACGGAGGACAUGAUCGAGCGUGUGCGCAAGGCCCACCAGGAGACCUUCCCCUCGCUCUGUCAGCUCGGAAAAUACACAACGAAUAACAGUGCGGAGCAGCGUGUGUCGCUGGACGUGGACCUGUGGGAUAAGUUCAGCGAGCUGUCCACCAAGUGCAUCAUCAAGACGGUGGAGUUCGCCAAGCAGCUGCCCGGCUUCACCACGCUCACCAUAGCCGACCAGAUCACACUUCUCAAGGCCGCCUGCCUCGACAUCCUGAUUCUGAGGAUCUGCACGCGGUACACCCCCGACCAGGACACUAUGACCUUCUCGGACGGGCUGACGCUGAACCGCACACAGAUGCACAACGCCGGCUUCGGGCCGCUGACCGACCUCGUGUUUGCCUUCGCCAACCAGCUGUUGCCACUGGAGAUGGACGAUGCUGAGACAGGGCUCCUGAGCGCCAUCUGUCUGCUGUGCGGAGACCGUCAGGACCUGGAGCAGUCGGACAAGGUGGACAUCCUGCAGGAGCCCCUCCUGGAGGCUCUGAAGCUCUACGUGAGGAACAGGAGGCCCCACAAGCCCCACAUGUUUCCCAAGAUGCUCAUGAAGAUCACAGACCUGCGCAGCAUCAGCGCUAAAGGGGCGGAGCGAGUGAUCACCCUGAAGAUGGAGAUCCCGGGCUCCAUGCCCCCACUCAUCCAGGAGAUGCUGGAGAACUCCGAGGGCCUGGACAACCGUGAGGGCGGUGGGGCACGUGGCGGCGCGCGCAGCUGCAGUCCCAGCCUCUCCCCGAGCUCAGAGCAGAGCAGCCCCCCGGCCCCGUCGCCCUCACCCUCCCCCUGAUCUGGACCCACCUCUCCCUCCCCAACGCCCCCCCCCUCCACACACACACACACACACACACACAUAUAUAUACACACACACACACACACAUACUUUCACCCUGACCCCACCACACAAAAAACAACCAAACCAAACCCAGGCUCCUCUGGAGAGAAAGAAUGGGGAAAGAGAAGACACUUUCAGCGUGAAACUGGAGCCCUUUUAAGCAGGCCGUUGGGCCGGGCCGAGCUGGGUUGGGUUGGACUCAGCUGGACCCACACUCGGACCCACAGCUGAGUUUCUCUGAGUUUCCUCAGUUCUGUUUUUUGUUACUUUAACUUUGGGGAGAGCAGGGAGACUGAGGUCGGCGGGGUGGCUUUGGACAGACCACAACUGGUCAGUCACCUGGCCGGGCUGGGGUGAGGUGGCACUGAGGGAACACUGGUCCAAAGGACCUUCUGAUCCUCUCUCUCCAAACUGGAAUCGCAGUCCGGGUUCCAAACCUGCUGAGCCAAGCACCCGGGGGUCAGGCCCAGCCAGCCUUGUUCUCUACAGAUCCGGGUCCGACGCUGGUCAGUGCGUCCCCUCCAGUCUGCACAACCCAGAGCCGUCCGUCACCUUCAGGACCCCGCCUCUGCGCACCCCAUGGCCCACUGUCCAGCUCCAGACUGCUGAGCCGACCUACUCGCCAUGGGCAAGAACAGGAAGUCAGGCGUUUUUGCUUCCUGUAUAUAUAUGUGUGUGUGCGUGCGUGUGCGCUUGAUGGACCCCUCCUCACUUUAGGAUCCGCAGACCGCUGAGAUGCCGAUUGGCUGUUUUGGACUUUGGAGGGAAGGAUCAGCCAAAGAGAGGAGGAGAGAGAGAGGGAGAGAGAGAGAGAACCCUGCGGUCAGGCAGGAAAUCUCCCGGUGUCCAGAUGUUGUCAGGGACGUUUCAAAACUUUCGAAACCCUUUCUUUUCUAAUGAGAGCUAUAUGAAUAUAUAAAAUAUCUAUAUUGACAGAAUUAAGAACAUGAUGAACAUUUGAAUUGUCUUAGGUGGAAUGAUGCAUUAAAAUCAUUUGUUUUUCUUUCUUACUGAUUAUCGUCCCUCAGAGUUUAGAUACAGUUGUGUUGACUCCACCAUCAGCCCUCCUUCACACACUCACACACAAAAUUUGUAUUCACACCUUGCGGACUGAUGUGGUCACUUCUGGGACUGUUGCUGUAGAAGUGACUGGAUACUGUUCAUGUCAUGCACAUCAGGGGCACGGUCACUGACAAACACUGUCCAACAAACCAGUUCAAAUCACCAUGCUCACCAGCUGUAAAGAGUACUGUUAUGUUCAUGUCCACGAGAGAGACCGAGAGAAAGUGAUUCAGAAGAGGUCACUCUGACAGAGGGACAAGUAAGACACAUGGAAGAUGGCCUUGUGAGUGUUUUGCUCAGGUCCAGUCAGAUAAUGCAGAGAUAGGAGACUAUUGCCAAGGAGGACAUAAUGUGCAAAAUAUGUAUUCUUCUGUCAGUCUCUGGGAAGGUUGAUCUCUGUCGACACAUGUUAAUGCCUUUCAUAUGAACUUUAUUUCUUCUUCUUUGUGUUAAGUUUUCACGGGUGGGGCUGAGGCCUGUGGGGGGGGUUCUAGGGUUAGGGUUGGAGUGGAUGGGACUGGACUGGACAUGCCCGUAGAGCAGGCAUGCUAACAGCUUGUUCUCAAGAGAUAGUUAGUCCUCAAGAAUGGUGGUGCUCUCAUCCCAUGAUUAGGGUACCCAACCAAAACCAGCUGCAUUGUUUUCAGAGAACAAAUCAGAUGCUUCAUUUCCCUUUCCACUGAAUGUGAUGAACCCCCAACUGACACCGCCCCCCCCCCCCCCACCCACCCUCCCCCCAAUCCAGCCUCCCCACCCCCCACUCACUGUGUCUGUAUCAUGUCCUUAUUGUACAUGUGUCCUGAACAACAAUACUGCCUCUACUACACACACAUUCAGUGCACAGCACAGCACCGCACCCCACCCCACAACAUAACUGCCUCUAUUCUGUGCAAACACCUCCUAACUCCUACCCUGUACGGCUCCCUGUAAAGCUCACGUUUGUACGUUGAAAUAAAGUUUGGCUCACUGAAGCACCAAAGUGUGCCUAAAAUCACAUACUGGCAAAAGGACAUGCACUUUAGAAGUGCAUGGAAAAAGAAUGGGGUUCCAUUACUUCACAUUAUAGGAAAGCACUUCCUGUUUCUGCUUCAGUCUGUCAUUACUGGAGCCCAUUCAGAUUUGGAUCCUCCUGUUGAGGACUGAAUUAUUUUUGAAUUAUUACUUCUAGAAUUCUACAAAAACGAUCCAUAGUUUCAGUGUUCUUUGUACGGUCUAUGGGGAAAAUCUUUGAGGGCAAUUGUCGCAUCAUAGUGCGGAACUCUCAGUUUGCGGACAUUCUAAUCACAUAUUUGUGACCGUACUCCUCAACAGGUUAACCACAAUGUAAGGACAGGACACUGACUUUUUCACAGUCCUUUACUUAAGGCUUAAUAGCAAGCAAGUGUGUGAUUUCAGGGGCAACAGGUGAUACACAGACCUUAACAUGGCAUUGCUGUAAAACGAGCUCAAUGCUCAGUCAACCUCCCUGAAUAAGACAAUGAAUGAUGAUAGAGGGGGGAAAUCCAAUGACAUGUUAGCUUUGUGUGUUUACAGUGAGCUGUACAGCGUGUUUCUCCUCUCUCCUCCCCCACCAACGUCACUGCCUCCUAGCAGACAAUCACCUAACCUGUGGCCAACAGCACUGCCUCUGUGAACACUUCAUCCUUGUGUGGUCGAGCAAGCCACGGCCUCACUGCCUCGGCGCUGCGUGUUCAGUAGAACCGCGCUGUCCGAACACUUCAUGGGGUUUAGAGAAAAAACAAAAUAGUGAAUAAACAGCGAAAAAAAAAUAUGUGUAAAAUCACAAAACAGCUACGCAAAAUCACUGUGUCACAGCCAAAGCAGGGUCUCUCUCCCUCCCACACACACAUGCACGCACGAAUGCAAACACACCACAACCAACAUCAAUUUUCUCUCUUUUUCUUCUCGCUGUCUGUCUUUUCCCCUCUACCUAUUUCUCUCUUUCACACACACAAAGGAUGGACAGCUGCUCAAGGCGACCCUCUCACCCCUCACAAACAAGGCACAACUCUCUUCGCUCUUUUCCUUGACACUUGUACUACAGCUGGACGCACAAAAAUGAAACUGUUAUUAUUGUCAGAUCCUUGGAUGAAGAGAAUGAUGAUGUUUAAUAAAGAAUCAUGUUUUGUGUGUGUUUAUGAUAA
Messenger RNA from Alosa sapidissima (American shad), 4820 nucleotides. RefSeq names its product retinoic acid receptor, alpha b (gene rarab). NCBI's taxonomy places the organism in Eukaryota, Metazoa, Chordata, Actinopteri, Clupeiformes, Clupeidae. Gene Ontology annotation, biological process: retinoic acid receptor signaling pathway; cellular response to corticotropin-releasing hormone stimulus; regulation of transcription by RNA polymerase II. Gene Ontology annotation, molecular function: RNA polymerase II cis-regulatory region sequence-specific DNA binding; nuclear glucocorticoid receptor binding; zinc ion binding. Gene Ontology annotation, cellular component: nucleus; transcription regulator complex. The record is from RefSeq and is a predicted model, not a curated record.